UGCAUACUAAUUAUAAAGCACUCGCCGUAAAAGCGGCGAGUGCUUUAUAAAAGAAAAUGGCUACAAAACGAGGGGAUAAACGGAACAUUGACGGCUCGGCUGUGUCGAAGGAGGAACUGGUCGCUAAUGCUAAGGACUCCACUGCACUGAACGACAGUUGCCCUGCUGCUGGAGGCUCAGCACGUAUGUCUCUCCUCAUUCUACUGGCUGUUUUCACCUGCUCAGCCUCAGUUAUGUAUCUGGUCUAUAGGAACUUCCCGGAGCUUCCCGAUGAUGAAAUGGAGAAAAUCAAGAUCCCGAAAGACAUGGAUGAUGCUAAAGCGUUGGGAACCGUGUUAUCCAAAUACAAAGACACUUACUACAGCCAGGUGUUGCUGGCCUACUUUGCAACAUAUGUUUUCCUACAGACCUUUGCAAUACCUGGAUCCAUUUUCCUCAGCAUCCUGUCUGGAUAUCUUUACCCAUUCCCCCUAGCUCUUUUCUUAGUCUGCCUGUGCUCUGGUUUGGGGGCUUCCUUUUGCUACAUGCUGUCCUACUUGGUAGGCCGACCCAUGGUCUACAAAUAUCUCACAGAAAAAGCCCAAAAGUGGUCCCACCAGGUUGACAAACACAGAGAUCAUUUAAUCAAUUACAUCAUUUUCUUGAGGAUAACGCCGUUCCUUCCCAACUGGUUUAUCAACAUCACCUCUCCAGUCAUCAAUGUGCCCUUAAGAGUUUUCUUCAUCGGGACCUUUUUAGGUGUGGCGCCGCCAUCUUUCGUAGCUAUCAACGCAGGUACAACACUGUACAAACUGAUCACAGCCGGGGAGGCCGUGUCCUGGAACUCUCUGGCUGUGCUUGGCGUCCUCGCUGUGCUUUCCAUUUUGCCUGUCUGCUUCCAGAAAAAGCUGCAGCGGAAACUGGAGUAGCUCAGCCCGGGCUGAUCCCAUUCCUCAUAAAACUCCCCCUCCAAUAACUCUCAAGUCCUUCCACUCAGGAGCAUACAUCAAGUUGCUCUUCCUUGGUCACAACUGCUUGAUGUCUGGGUGGGAGGUUCUCCCCCUGGUGAUAUGAUAAACAUGCCUCGACCACACGGUCCACACAAUGUUGGUUUGUUCCUCAUGUUUGAACUGGCCACAGUGCACGCAUGUUUGAUUUUUUGUGAAUUAUUUGUCAUACUCUUUUUUUUUUUUCUUCUUCUUUUUUAAGGCACUUUGCAACAAAUUGUUUGGUCCUUGCUAGACAGUUAAAGGCACUGCUUGUAGUAUGUUGGAUACCAUUGAUAUAGUAUUCAGCCUAUGUUCCUAUACAAUCAUUUUUAAUAGGUGAUGGUAUUACUGCAGGCCAGCACGGUGUAACAGGUGUGAGUGCAUGUGCCUCACAAUACGAAGGUCCUGAGUUUUCCUUGGUUCAAUCCCGGGCUCGGGAUCUUUUUGUGUGGAGUUUGCAUGUUCUCCCCGUGACUGUGUGGGUUCCCUCCGCGUGCUUCGAAUUCCUCCCACCGCCAGGGACAUGCACCUGGGGAUGGGUUGAUUGGCAACACUAAAUUGGCCCUAGUGUGUUAAUGUGAGUGUGAAUGUUGUCUGUCUGUCUGUGUUGGCCCUGUCAUGAGGUGCCGACUUGUCCGGAGUGUGCAACGCCUUCCGCCCGAAUGCAGCUGAGAUGGGCUUCAGCAACCCCCCGCGACCCCAAACAGGACAAGCGGUAGAAAAUGGAUGGAUGGUAUUACUGCUUCCAAAGCACAUCAUUUCACAGUAACGUUCACUUCAGUGGAAUUCAAGAUCCUGUUUGCAGCCCCUAAACAUUCACUCACUGUCAUUUUGUUGUUUUUUUUCACAGAAAAAAGCAAAACCUCUGUCAUUGUCACUGAUGUGUUGAAAUUGAAGUUUAUUUUUUCGAUAUCA
Messenger RNA from Nerophis ophidion (straightnose pipefish), 1883 nucleotides. Its product is annotated as transmembrane protein 41B-like. The transcript has a single exon. Gene Ontology annotation, cellular component: endoplasmic reticulum membrane. NCBI's taxonomy places the organism in Eukaryota, Metazoa, Chordata, Actinopteri, Syngnathiformes, Syngnathidae. Bases 57 to 908 code for a protein of 283 amino acids. The record is from RefSeq and is a predicted model, not a curated record.